This is a messenger RNA of Vicia villosa (hairy vetch), 1158 nucleotides long. RefSeq names its product exosome complex component RRP41-like. Gene Ontology annotation, biological process: nuclear mRNA surveillance; U4 snRNA 3'-end processing; poly(A)-dependent snoRNA 3'-end processing. The transcript is spliced from 2 exons. The coding region runs from base 198 to 971 and encodes 257 amino acids. Gene Ontology annotation, cellular component: nuclear exosome (RNase complex); nucleolus; cytoplasmic exosome (RNase complex). Lineage: Eukaryota; Viridiplantae; Streptophyta; Magnoliopsida; Fabales; Fabaceae. The record is from RefSeq and is a predicted model, not a curated record.
UUGGGCAUGGUUUUUUAAACCUAAACUUGCUUUACUUCAUCAAAAAGAAAAACUCUCCCCUGACCAUAAUGCAAAAAACAGAACACAGUCCCCCACUACGCCCUGACAGAAAUUGAAUCACGUCGCCGCCGCCACCGCCACCGCCACCGCCGUCUCUCAUUUCUUCCAAUCCGAUUCUUCCAUUUUCAAUUAAAGGAAUGGCGGUUAAAAGUGGAAUGACUCCGGCGACAUACUCUCCAUCUCCAACAACUGGUAAAAAGAAAUCACCACUUUUCAAGGAAGAUUGGAUCCGCCCCGAUGGCCGUGGCUUCCACCAGUGUAGACCUGCCUUUUUCAGGAAUGGUGCUGUGAAUGCUGCAUCAGGAUCAGCAUAUGCUGAGUUUGGAAAUACCAAGGUCAUUGUGUCUGUAUUCGGGCCAAGAGAGAGCAAAAAAGCAAUGUUGUACAGUGAUACAGGGCGUCUGAAUUGCAAUGUCAGCUAUACAACAUUUGCGACUCCGGUUCGCGGACAGGGUUCAGACCAUAAAGAGUACAGUUCAAUGCUUCAUAAAGCUUUGGAGGGUGCAAUAAUAUUGGAAAGUUUCCCCAAGACCACUGUGGAUGUUUUUGCAUUGGUACUGGAAUCUAGUGGCAGCGAUCUUCCAGUUAUCAUAUCAGUUGCUAGUCUUGCCCUGGCAGAUGCUGGAAUACUGAUGUAUGACCUUGUUGCCGCAGUUUCUGUGUCAUGUAUCGGUAAGAGCCUUAUCAUUGAUCCUAUUUCGGAGGAGGAAAACUGCCAAGACGGAAGCUUAAUGAUUACUUGCAUGCCUUCUCGCUAUGAAAUCACCCAACUGGCGGUUACCGGGGAUUGGUCUGCCCUGAAAAUUAACGAGGGCAUGCAGCUGUGCUUGGAUGCUUGUGCAAAGCUUGGAAAGAUUAUGAGGUCAUGUUUGAAAGAAUCUGCUUCUGAUGCACAGGAUGAGAGCUCUUAGCAACACAGCAUAUCACAAGAUGUGCUUUUAAAUUUUUUUCGUUUUUCUCUUCUACUUCAACAUUGGUACAGAAUUUUUUGUUGGGAGGUUGAGACAAAAGGCUUUUAUGUCCUGAAAAUUUUGGCUUAUGAGUUUGUCAAAGAUAAUGUAAAAACUAAUUAUUCUUAUAGCAGCAGAGUUUACAAAU